Lycium barbarum (goji berry) is the source of this 866-nucleotide messenger RNA. Its product is annotated as dirigent protein 23-like. The coding region runs from base 16 to 594 and encodes 192 amino acids. The record is from RefSeq and is a predicted model, not a curated record. Lineage: Eukaryota; Viridiplantae; Streptophyta; Magnoliopsida; Solanales; Solanaceae. The transcript has a single exon.
GAAACUAAGAGAAAUAUGGAGAAGGCAAUAGUCAUUGGUUUGAUCAUAAGCUUGUCAUUAAUGAUGAUGAUCAUGCCUAUGGUUGAUGCACUUGAUAAAAGCCCAAAGGCAGUGGAACAAUGGUUCCAAAAGCUUCCCCAUGCAAAGCAAAAGACAACCAAGCUUCAUUUCUACUUUCAUGACAUAGCUGAUGGCGGAGCAAACGAGACAGCUCCCAUAAUUGCUCAGGCAAACAUCACAUCUCUAUCACCUUUUUUGUUUGGCAUACUCAGGAUGAUAGACGACCCUUUGACUGUUGGGCCAGAGUUGAGUUCCAAAAGAAUUGGUUCUGCUCAGGGAAUAUAUGGUUCUGCAGCAAUGGAUGAAUUCGGUUUGCUGAUGAACCUCAACUUUGUGUUCACUCAAGGACCAUACAAGGGUAGCACUUUGAGUUUGCUUGGUAGAAAUGCCAUUGGUCAACAGUAUAGGGAGAUGCCUAUUGUUGGUGGAUCUGGUCUUUUCAGGCUUGCUCGGGGAAUUGCUACUGCUAAGACCUACUUUGCUAACUUUACCCUUGCCAUUGUUGAGUAUCAUCUCAUUGUACUUCAUUAUUAACUCGUGUAAUGGUCCCGAACUAUUGCUCUUUUGUGAGUUUCUUACAUGAACUAUCAACUGUGUGAGCUUUCUUCAUGAAUUAUCACCAACUAUUUAUCAAAAUACAUCUUUGUUCCCUUUUCCUACCUGAAUAAUUGAGGUAAGAAAAGGGAACAACUAAUAGUUGAGGUGUAUUUAGAUAAAUAGUUAGUGAUAAUAUAAUUCAGGUAGAAAAUCAGGCAAAAAACUCACGAAAAUUUGUGUUUUUGAUCAUUAUCUCUUUCUUUUUUAAA